GAGUUGUAUACCUUUAAUGUAUUUUAUAAAUCUUUUUUUAAUUAGGGUCAGGGGAGACCAAGGAGUAGAGAAUGUUAAAAUAGCCAGGUUCAUGUUUUCUUCAAGAGGAACUGACCGUGGUAGUUUCAUAUCUGGUAAAAGUGUCCAUAAUCAGAGGAUUGAGCGCCUUUGGCGUGACGUCAGAGUCAUGGUUACCAACAAAUACUCCGAAAUGCUGCACUCCCUUGAGGCAGAAGGAUUGCUGGACUUAUCUGUGGUUGAGGACCUUUUCAGUGUGCACUACAGUUUUCUCCCAAGACUUCAGGCAGACUUGGACACAUUUGCAGAAGCUUGGAAUUACCAUCCACUCUCCUCAGAAGGGAAUCGAAGUCCAGAGCAGCUGUGGCAGAUUGGGUUGAUGCACAAUACCAUUGACCAACCAGAGAAUUACGAGGACAUUGAAGAGCCAGAUCUAGACUGGGACACAGCAGCUUCAUACGAUGCCUGUGAAGAUUUGGGAGUUGUUGUUCCAGAAUUUCAAUGCCCUUUGAGUCAAGAUGGGUUAAGGGCUCUUGAAGACCUGGUGAAUUCAACUGGUUCUAACAUCCCUGUUAAAGAACUGUAUUUAAUUUGCCGGGAGUUUGUUUUAACAAAUACAGUGUAAAUUAAAAAAGACCAAAAUGCUAAACGAGCAUAAAACUUUGGAUUUAUUUUGCAUUAAAGCUUACUGCAUAUCAGUAACAAUUAUCAAUUAUGAAUAAAGCUUUCAGAACAACCGACAGCAAUCUUGGCUGCUUCUGUGGCGGUACAUGUCAGUAACAAACCAA
Molecule: messenger RNA, 806 nt
Organism: Misgurnus anguillicaudatus (oriental weatherfish)
Lineage: Eukaryota; Metazoa; Chordata; Actinopteri; Cypriniformes; Cobitidae
Source: RefSeq, a predicted model, not a curated record